Closterium sp. NIES-65 is the source of this 3660-nucleotide messenger RNA. The record is from the annotation of a GenBank genome assembly. NCBI's taxonomy places the organism in Eukaryota, Viridiplantae, Streptophyta, Zygnematophyceae, Desmidiales, Closteriaceae.
AUGGCUCCCUUUAUGACCAAGCUCUCACUCCUCUGGCGUCCCUCCCGCACCAACGCGGGGAGCACAGCCAAGUCGCCGCGCUCCACGGACAAAUCAUUUCCUGCCGAGCCAAGAGUAGCCCGCAGCUCCACCUCUCCAGCGUCGAUACUGCACACCAGAUUCACCGCAGAUCCGCCAGAAGCCGCCUCGAUAGAAGCAUCAGACACCCAAGCUUCGCACGCGACCGAGCAGUGUCCGGAUAGUUGGUGCAUCGUCCCUACCACGCCGAGGGAGAGUCUCAACGAGCCCGCGCACGGAAUAAGCAGCAGCGGCAUUCGCGGCGAGAAUGGCUACAGCAUGGCACGCCUAGCAGAUGGAUUAUUCGGCAGCUGCAGCGUGGCUAGAAGGGGUCACACCAUUAGCUUCGGCAGCAACGGAGGCCUAUCCUUGGAUGUCGAACAGUCGCUACAGGAUAACGACGACUUCCCGUCGCGUCCUGCUGACAUAGACGAAGCAGAGCCAUGCAAUAAUCUCGAUAAUGAUCGCGACCUCGAGUCGCCGUACCCGACCGCCAUUAUUCUUCGCAGCAGCACCGGCGGCAGCAGUUCCGUCGACACUGUCACGUGCGCCGCCGUCAUUCCCGCGAUCCCUAGUUGUAAGCCCGCAAGCGGCGGCAGUGCGGGCGAUGGUGCGCCGUUAUCGCCGUCGCUGGGCAACGGUCCGGUAUCGCCGCCGCCCGCCACGGCCUUCAUUAGCUCCACCCCCACCGGCGGCUCCGCGAGUGCUCGCACGCCCCGCCUGCGUGUGUCGUUCGCGCCGUUGCGCGUGGAUGACCAGAGCGCUGAUAGGCAUGCGGAGGUUGCGGCGGAGGCCGAAUCGGGGAAAGGCGGAAGGCGGAGGAACGCAGCGGCGGGGCCGGAGGAGGGGGAGACAGCGAGUGUUUCGGGCGCAGUGGCUGGCGAGGGGGGUCGAAGUUGGGAAAGCCAAGGAUGCGGGGAAAGGGCGGGCGGGAGGAGAGAUUUGUUGGGGGAGCUGGCGGGUUGGGCGAGGAAGGGGGCGGGCGAUCGGGCGACACACGAGAGCUACGACGAGUGCGCGGAAGCGACGGGUAGCGGAUUCGAAUCGCAGGGGACGGAGGCCGACGGGCGCGCGGAGGGAGGACCGCGCGGAACAACAGAACAACCGCCGGGCCCGCAAGCCAAAUCCGCGCAGCCCGGAUCGUCGCGGCAGGGUAACAAGGGGGCCCCGCGGGCGGUAGUGGGGGAGCGGCGCAAGGGGCGGCGGUUCGAGCACAUGGUGGUGACCAUUCCGGACCGGGAAGAGUACCCCGCUUUCUCCGGCGCGCGGUCGGCCACCGGGGGAAAGAGAACCGCGGAGGGCAGGAUGGAUGGCGAAUCGGGUGGGACGGCUGGUAAGGAGCGAGGAACGAGGGACGGUCCUGCAUCGGUGAGAGGAAACGGAGGAGCGGGAGGGAGGGGAGGGCGGGGAGGAGGAGGAGAGAGAGCGCCUAGCGAGGUUCCUGGGUCGUUCUCGUUUAACGCGGGCGACGAUCGCGACGAGCCUAGCCUCGAGCGCAACAUUACGUGGACCGCGGGCGGCAGUAGCAGCAGAAGCGGGGGGAAGGGCGGCAAGAGCGCGCAGGGGGAGAGCUCGUUCGCGCAACGAUCAGCGGUGACGAGGAGGGAAGAGUGGGGAGCGGAGGGGCGGCGGGGUCGAGACAGCGGCGCGGAGUGGCAGGCGGGCGAGGAGAGGAGCCGCAGCGGGAGAAUGGUAUCAGAUCCGCAGCUGAAUAAGGCCAAGACGCUCUCCGGACCGCUCACCGUGUCGCGCCGAGCAUUGGCGGCGAGCGCUCCUAGAGGCGCGGGGGAAGGCAGGAGCCGCGCCGUGCCCGUAGCCCCCACCCCCCGUUCCGCCGCCAAAGGCCUCCCGACCCCACGGGCGCGGCAAGACGUGAGUCCACCAUGGGCGGUGAACAACCCGCACGCCUCGCGCUCUUUCACUGACCGCCAAGGACCUAGCCCCGCGCGCGGGUGCGCUUCCCCGCGCUCCCGCUCGAUCAAGGAGUUGCCUGGAAGAGGCGCGCCUCCCGCCGUUCCCCCGUCCCCGUGCGCGCCUAAAGGUGGGGGGGCGGGUGCGCCCAGCAACGCGUUGUCCCCGCGAUCGCCCCCCGGUUGGUCUUCCGCCUCGGCUGCGCCUGCAGCGCGUGAUGCGUCGCUUGCUGCCGCGACGCCCCGCUCCGCGCGAGCGGGCGGAGGGACGGGGGCUGCGGGCACUGGGGGGGGAAGCGCGGGGUCGCGGAAGCAGCAGAGGGGGGCGGAGGAGAGGGAGAGGCGGAGGGAUGAGAAGGAGGAGCAGAAGAUGGCACAGGCAAUGCGAAUCAUGGAGAAGCUAAGGAGUGAGGCGAGAGGGGGUGAGGGGGAGGAGGGGGAAGAAAGGGGGGAGGAGUAUGAGGUGGAGGAGGAUGAGGGGGAGGAAUGGGAGCCAUUCCACACUCGCCCCCCUGCACUCGCCUCUACCACACCCAUUCCCCCGCACUUUCCACUACCACCACAGCAGCAGAUCCAGCCGUCCCCACGCUGGCAGCAGCCUCAGGCAAUGCAGCAGGCGAGAGGCAGUGGCGGUGGGCGUGUAGCGGACAGGGAUGGUGGCGGGCUGCGAGAGGCAGCAACAUACUGCGGGCCUGCCCGGGAGCAGAGGCCGCUGAGGCGAGCCCAGUCAUACGAGACAGGGUACCGGGCUGUCACGGAUGGCAUGGGGCAGAGGGGCGUGGGCAGAGGCGAUGGUGGCAUCGUGAGAGGCGGAGGAGGAGCAGGAGGGGGAGGGACGGUUGCGCUAUUGUCGCCGAAUAGUGAUGGGGUGAUGUAUGACCGCAUGCAGGGGCGGGCGCUUGGCUAUGCCCCUGAGCAGGUUGGGUUCCCGUUGUUCCAUGGGUCAGUGAAUAGGAAAAUGGAGAGAGGGGGCAUGGGGUGGGGGAGUAUGCAGAUGCAGGGACCGGGUUUGGGCGGCGCAGCAGGCAGGAGAGGUAGCAUGAGUGAGCAGCAGGGAGCGGAAGGGGGUUCAUGGGGGUAUGGACCGUUUGGUGAAGAGGGUGGGCCACAGGGGGCGGAGGAGGAGGAGGGGAGUGAGUGGGAGGUGGUGUCAGAAGUGGGGGAGUGGGAGGUGACGAAAGCUGGAGGUGGGAGAGUGGGGAGUGGGAAAAGAAAUGGCAGGGGUGAGGCCAUGCAUGGGGGCAGUGGUGGCAUGAACGAGGGUCAGGAUGGGCAUGGCCAAGGAACAGGCAGCAACAGAAACCGAAGCGGUUCAGACUGGUGCUACAUGGCGCAGGCACCCGUUCGGGCACCUGUGCAGGCACCUGUGCAGGCACCUGUGCAGGCAGGGAGUGGAGAGCAGAGGCAGGAUGGGGAGGAGACCGGGGAGUAUGCACAGGAGGAACAAGAAGGGCCGGAGCUGUAUCGUGAUGGCGACGAGGGGAGUGCUGAUCUGUACUGUGAGGCCAAGGAGGGGUGGAGGGGUGAAGAUGAGAACGGGUCAGGUGAGUUGUAUGUUGAGGAUGAUGACGUUGCCGUUGCUCGGGCAGUAACUGUGCCUGUGGAUGGCCAGGGGCAGCAGAGAUGGGCUGGUGGGGGAGAUGGAGCAUGGCAGGGCAGGUGGAGUGGCAGCUACGGUGAGGAGGAUGAGUAA